Molecule: messenger RNA, 2651 nt
Organism: Vombatus ursinus (common wombat)
Lineage: Eukaryota; Metazoa; Chordata; Mammalia; Diprotodontia; Vombatidae
Gene: ZBTB17
Product: zinc finger and BTB domain containing 17
Exons: 16
Coding region: 94-2526 (810 amino acids)
Biological process (GO): regulation of transcription by RNA polymerase II
Molecular function (GO): RNA polymerase II cis-regulatory region sequence-specific DNA binding; DNA-binding transcription factor activity; protein binding
Source: RefSeq, a predicted model, not a curated record
UCCAACAUGGCGGCGCCCUUUGUCUGCUCUGAGGUGCCGUCCCCAGCCUUCGUCCGGCAGUGAUGCGCCUCCCUCUGCGGCGGGGUCCGGGACAUGGCAGCCAUGGAUUUCCCGCAACAUAGCCAGCUGGUCCUGGAGCAGUUGAAUCAGCAGCGGCAGUUGGGCCUGCUGUGUGACUGCACCUUUGUGGUGGACGGAAUCAACUUUAAGGCCCACAAGGCUGUGCUGGCGGCUUGCAGCGAGUACUUCAAGAUGCUCUUUGUGGACCAAAAGGACGUGGUGCAUCUGGACAUCAGUAACGCGGCAGGUCUGGGGCAGGUGCUAGAGUUCAUGUACACGGCCAAGCUGAGCCUGAGCCCUGACAACGUGGAGGAUGUGCUGGCUGUGGCAGGCUUCCUCCAGAUGCAGGACAUUGUCAGCGCGUGCAAUGCCCUUAAAUCUCUUCCUGUGGAAACCUGCAGCACGUCGGAGAAACUGGAACCGCCUGAGCCCGAGGGGGAGGAAAAGAAAGCUGAGGAGGAGAAGAAGGCUGCUGCCGCCACCCUCAGCGAGCUGGACCGAGUGGAGUAUGGCCCUCUAGCGAGGCCCAGUGAGGAAACCAGUGGCGAGCCAGAGCCCCAGGCUGAGAGCGGAGGGGAUGGGCUCGGUGCAGAGGGGAAGGGGGACGUCCAGUCUGGGGAGCUGCUGCCUAUGGAAACCAGCCCUAGCUCUGUGGGUCCAGCCCUUGAGGUACUCCUGUCACAGAGAACACAGCAAGAGGGGGAAACAGAGACGCAGAGAAGUGAAGUGACUCGCCCAAAUGGCCCAGCAGAAAUCGAGGCUGAGCCAGCGAGGGAGGAUGAGGAACAGGAGCACAAGAGCCCGGAAGGAGCAGCCUAUGGGGAGGUCAGCCCCAGGCUGGAGAACGGAGAACCCCCUGAGGAGAACGAGGAGUCUGGAGGCACAGACUCUGGGCAGGAGAACGUGGGGGAGGCUCGGGUCUUACGCUCGGGCACCUAUAGCGACCGCACAGAGUCCAAGGCGUACGGCUCUGUCAUUCACAAGUGUGAGGAUUGUGGGAAGGAGUUCACUCACACGGGAAACUUCAAGCGGCACAUCCGCAUCCACACCGGAGAGAAGCCCUUCUCGUGCCGGGAGUGUAACAAGGCCUUUUCUGACCCUGCAGCCUGCAAGGCCCAUGAGAAAACACACAGCCCCCUGAAGCCCUAUGGCUGCGAGGAGUGUGGUAAGAGCUACCGGCUCAUCAGCCUGCUCAACCUGCACAAGAAGCGCCACACGGGCGAGGCCAGGUACCGCUGCGACGACUGCGGCAAGCUCUUCACCACCUCGGGCAACCUGAAGCGCCACCAGCUGGUGCACAGCGGCGAGAAGCCCUACCAGUGCGACUACUGCGGGCGCUCCUUCUCUGACCCCACCUCCAAGAUGCGGCACCUGGAGACCCACGACACCGACAAAGAGCACAAGUGCCCUCACUGCGACAAGAAGUUCAACCAGGUGGGCAACCUGAAAGCGCAUCUAAAGAUACAUAUUGCGGAUGGACCCUUGAAGUGCAGGGAGUGUGGCAAGCAAUUCACCACCUCAGGAAACCUGAAGCGGCACCUUCGAAUCCACAGUGGGGAGAAGCCUUACGUCUGUGUCCACUGUCAGAGGCAGUUUGCAGACCCUGGAGCCCUGCAGAGGCACGUUCGCAUCCACACAGGGGAGAAGCCGUGUCAGUGCCUCAUCUGUGGAAAGGCUUUCACCCAGGCCAGCUCCCUCAUUGCCCACGUGCGCCAGCACACCGGGGAGAAGCCCUACGUCUGUGAGCGCUGCGGCAAAAGGUUUGUCCAGUCUAGCCAGCUGGCCAACCACAUCCGCCACCAUGACAACAUCCGCCCGCACAAGUGCAGCGUGUGCAGCAAGGCCUUUGUCAACGUGGGGGAUCUGUCCAAGCACAUCAUCAUCCACACGGGGGAAAAACCCUUCCUCUGUGACAAGUGUGGACGCGGCUUCAACCGUGUGGACAACCUUCGCUCCCACGUGAAGACGGUUCACCAGGGCAAGGCAGGCAUCAAGAUCGUAGAACCGGACGAGGGGGAUGAGGUCAACAUUGUCACCGUCGCCUCGGAUGACAUGGUCACCCUGGCCACAGAGGCACUAGCUGCCACAGCCGUGACCCAGCUUACAGUGGUGCCUGUUGGGGCCGCAGUGACGGCGGAUGAGACAGAAGCCCUCAAAGCUGAGAUCACCAAAGCCGUGAAGCAGGUGCAGGAAGCAGACCCCAACACCCAGAUCCUCUAUGCCUGCGAUUCAUGUGGUGAGAAGUUCCUGGACGCCAACAGCCUAGCCCAGCAUGUGCGGAUCCACACAGCCCAGGCCCUGGUCAUGUUUCAGGCAGACACGGACUUCUACCAGCAGUAUGGCCCAGGCAGCACGUGGCAGGCGGAGCAGGUGCUGCAGGCCGGGGAACUGCUUUUCCGCCCCCGGGAAGGGGCUGAGGGCCAGACUGCGCUGGCGGAGCCCCCUCCACCCACUGUGGCUGAAUGAAUGAAUGGAGUGGAGGUGUGGGUGGGCAAGGGCCACAGCAGACCACCCGCCUUUCCUGACUCUUUAUUUAAAAUGGACCGAGCACCCUGGAUCCCUAGAGAGAAUAAAUUGGAUUAUUUUCUAAA